AACAAACCAAUAACCAAAAUAUCAGAAAAAAAAAAAAAAAAAAAACAAAAUGGGAUCUUCAUCAAAGAACAUCGAACAAGCUCAAGAAAGUUGUUAUCUCGAGUGGAUGAGUUUGCAAUCUGAACGCAUCCCUGAGCUCAAACAACUCUUAGCUCAGCGACAAUCUCAACACGGGGAUAAAGAUAAUGAUGACAAGCUCCGUGAGUUAACGGGAAAGAUCAUCGGAGAUUUCAAAGAGUACGCCGGAAAGAGAGCUAGUCUUGCUCGCCGGUGUAGCUCCAACUACUAUGCACCGUCGUGGAACACUCCUUUAGAGAACGCUCUUAUUUGGAUGGGUGGUUGCCGACCAUCUUCGUUCUUUAGGCUCGUUUAUGCUUUGUGUGGCUCACAAACUGAGAUCCGUGUCACUCAGUUCCUUCGUAACAUCGAUGGCUACGAAUCUUCAGGUGGUGGUGGCGGUGCAUCACUUAGUGAUCUAAGUGCGGAGCAGCUAGCUAAAAUCAAUGUGUUGCAUGUAAAAAUCAUAGACGAAGAAGAGAAGAUGACCAAGAAAAUCUCAAGCCUACAAGAAGACGCGGCGGAUAUUCCCAUCGCCACCGUGGCUUACGAGGUGGAGCACGUCGGAGUGCCUAACACGGUAGUGGAUCAAGCUCUCGACAAGCAAGAAGAAGCUAUGGCCAGUUUAUUGGCCGAGGCCGAUCAUCUAAGGGUAGAUACUUUAGCGAAGAUCGUCGAGAUUCUAUCGCCGGUACAAGGGGCCGAUUUCUUGCUCGCCGGGAAGAAACUUCAUCUUUCGAUGCAUGAGUGGGGAUGUAUGAGAGAUAGUCGCCGUCGUGAACAUAUGGUUGACGCCGAAGGUGAUGCCGGAAGAGAGGAAGUGAAGUAGUCUUUAUUAUAUUAGAGAUGAUAUAUAUAUAUA
Molecule: messenger RNA, 919 nt
Organism: Capsella rubella
Lineage: Eukaryota; Viridiplantae; Streptophyta; Magnoliopsida; Brassicales; Brassicaceae
Product: protein DELAY OF GERMINATION 1
Exons: 2
Coding region: 50-886 (278 amino acids)
Biological process (GO): DNA-templated transcription
Molecular function (GO): sequence-specific DNA binding
Source: RefSeq, a predicted model, not a curated record